UGUUACGUUACGGUUACGUUACGUUUCCGUUUGUUCUACGAAGGUCGUCUCGUUAAAACGAGACUUUUUUAAAGGAGAACACUCGGAAUAUUGCAGCCUUCAAAGGACGUGUCCUACCUAGCACGUAGCCUUCGAAACGAGACACUGCCAAUGAUUUGUGUUUGAGGAAGAUGGCGUCGGCUGGGGAGACUAGGAGCAGUGUUCUUGAAAAAGAUGUAAACAGAAGGCGUUCAUCAAAACACAAAGAGGGUCCAAUAGGCUGCAUGGCUGUGCUGGUGUAGAACGGACAGGACGCACAGGAUCUCCAGCAUGAGUUCAGAAGAGGUGAUGGAUACCAAAGCAGUGUUCACUGCCCUGUAUGAUGUGUGUGAAGAGAAUGCCGCCUUUUUCUCGGGGGCCACUAAGGGCCAACCCGGGGAUGCAGCUCAGCGCCUAGUGGAUGCCAUGACCACCAUCCAGGAGCACGCUCAUAGCCUGGAGCCUGUCAUCACUGGAUUUGCCACCAUCUAUCACCAUUUUGACUUUGACCCUCAUAUUCCUGCCAAUGGAUAUCGCUCCCUUGUUAAGGUGGUGCGCUGCUGCCUCCUCCACAUCAUCCAUAAAGGGCGCUAUAUCACAUCCAACAGACGAAGCAUUUUUUUCCGUGCCAGCCACAACGCAGCGGAGAUGGACGCAUACUGCAGCGCUCUGUGUCAGCUCAGGGCACUGCUCUAUCUAGCUCAGAGACUGCUUCAUGACAACAGCCAUGGCAACCUCUUCUUCCAGGAGGAGACCGGCCUCAGUCAGAGCUUCCUCAGAGAGUCCGCCUCCAUGCACAAGGGCUGUUUCUAUGGGCGCUGUGUUGGAUUUCAGUUUGCUCCUGCUAUCCGUCCAUGCCUGCAGUCAAUAGCUAUAAGCCUGGUGGCAUUUGGAGAGAACUACAAGAAGCAUCAGUCAGGGAUAGGUGUAGCAGCCAGUUCAUUCUUAACCUCUGGAAAGUAUGCCAUUGACCCUGAACUCCGAGGUCAAGAGUAUGAACGCAUCACACAGAACCUGGACGUUCAUUUUUGGAAGAUGUUCUGGAACAUUACUGAGACUGAAGUGCUAUCGAGUCUGGUGUGUAUGACGGCCACACAAGUGAAGGUGAAUCGAGCUCUUUCUGUGCCUCCCAUGGCCUUUGAACUGCCAUUGGUGACGGAUCCAACCCAUACAGUGACCGUGUCUCCUCCGGUGGCUCAUAUUGGCCCGGCACCUAUCCAGAUGAGACUGAUCUCUUAUGAGCUGAGGGAAGGACAGGAUAGCGAGAAGUUGCUGGCAAUGUGUCGGUCAGAGGGAGGGCACAUCUCUCUCUCCUUGGGCCUGAAGAGUAAGCGCAGCCCUCCUUCCCCAUGGCUUGUGCUGCACUUUCAUGGAGGAGGCUUUGUGGCACAAACUUCUAAAUCACACGAGCCCUAUCUGAGGAGCUGGUCUCAAGACCUGAAUGCACCUGUCCUCUCAGUAGACUACUCCCUGGCCCCUGAGGCACCGUUUCCUCGGGCUUUGGAGGAAUGCUUUUACGCCUACUGUUGGGCCAUCAAGAACCACAAUCUGCUCGGUUGGACUGGCGAGCGUGUAUGUUUGGCCGGUGACAGUGCCGGGGGAAACCUGUGUGUCACUGUGUCGAUGCGGGCCGCGUCUCAUGGUGUGCGCAUGCCAGAUGGUAUCGUCGCCGCUUACCCUGCAACCCUGCUCACAGUGUAUGCCUCACCCUCUCGCCUGCUCACCCUCAUAGAUCCUCUGCUACCCCUCAGUGUGCUUUCACGCUGCCUCAGUGCUUAUGCAGGCACAGAGCCACAGGUUGAGAAACAGGUGGAGAAGGUGAGCACUUUGAGCAUGGUGAGGAAAGAUACUGCCCUGCUACUCAAAGACUUCAAACAGGGGGCCUCCAACUGGAUCAAUUCUCUACUGGACAGAGGAAGUGCAGAUGCUGUGAGGAAGAGUGUCUCAGAGGCAUCUCUGACCUCUCCUCAUGCUGACCCUCCGGUGCCUGCUGAGCCGUCUAGGUACUCACUGGAGAAAGGGUCAGUGAAGAGCCAGACAUGCCAUGAAUUGGGAACCCAUUCUAACAGCAGCACCAGCAAUAUGCAGAACAAUGCCACCCAGCCUACCAACCACCUUAGCACCACAACAGGCAACCAUAGCUCCAUCCUUGACAUCACGCUGACACCCGAGAGCAAGCCUGAGGAUGUGAGUUUCUUCCUCUGCAAAGAAGUAGAUCCCACCAUGUCCGAAUCCUUUUCCUCUGUGGCCAUUCCGCCCCCUUGUGGCUGGGAAGACUCGGAGAACCCAAGGGAGUUUCCAGAUGGCUUUGAGCCUCUACGCUCAGAGCAGUUAGCAGAGAUGACUGUACAGAGUUCACCUAUUGUCAAAAACCCCUACAUGUCCCCCCUGCUGGCUCCAGACAGCAUGCUGAAAGGACUCCCUCCCAUACACAUAGUGGCCUGUCAUCUGGACCCUAUGCUAGACGACUCUGUAAUGUUUGCCAAAAGGCUACGAAACGUCGGUCAGCCAGUGACCCUGUGUGUUGUUGAUGACCUCCCUCACGGCUUCCUCAGUCUGUCACAGCUCUCAAGGGAGACUCGGGAAGCUACUAACUUAUGCAUGGAGAGAAUCAAGGAUGUGUUCACCAUGAAAGACCCUCCCCCAGAGAUGCGUAAGCACUGCAAACUGGAACGGACAAAUCAGAGGGCUUCGGUGACUAAAAGAAACCACAUUCAGCUUUCGAAAGAGAUUGCACAAGAAGAGGAGGAGGAGUUUGCUUUGGGGGGCGGACCUGUUGUUGGUGAGGACGGGCUUGCUGGUUUUUCUCCUCCCAAUAAAUCUGAAGCUGAAAAGAUUCCAGCAUAGAUUUUGGCCUGGCAGUGGCUUAAUUCUGAAUAGUACCGAAAGAGAUGCACAUGGGCCAGAAGAACGUUGCAUCAUUUAAUAAUGACAAUCAUGGCUAGAGCAACCACUGAUUACAGUGGAUAAAUGUAUAAUGAGAAAUGUGAUGGAAUGAGUCAUGGAACCAGUUAUUAAAACGGUAAUUACAUAUACAGUAUACAAAACACCAUUAAAUGUAUUUGGAGAGAGGAAAAGGAUAAAAUUAGAUCACACCCACAUGCAUUUCUCUUUUACACCUAUUUUACCACUUUGCCAUUUGUGGUAUUAUACCAGCACAAAAACAAAUGUAUCCUGCCUUGUACAAAAACAUUCCAGAACAUGGAUGUUGUUGAAAGAUGUUUCUAAUAGAGACAUAAACCCAAACCUUACACUUUAUAGCACAUACUAUUCUUACACAUUCAUUAAAUUUACCUACAAACUAUGAUUUAAGAUAACACCUGUCCGAAUAUAACUAAAAGUUAUGUUUGCAGAGUAGAUCAUUAGAAUGCCUUGCUGAGGCUUACAAAAGCAUUUAUAAUAUUAGAUUUUUUGCUCUUUCAUAUAGUAGUUUUUGAAUUAUUUAUGAAAAAGAAUUCUAAUAAGGUGUUAUCAUGUAUGUUAUUAAUCUACUUGCCUCUGUUCUUGUUUCAAUGUCUAAGAUUUGUUUAUUGAAAUCAUUUAUUGUCCUUAUAGUCAGUUUGAUGUAAUGUUAGCUUGAGACUGUAAUAGAUGCAACUUUGAAAACUGUACAAGAACUUUUACUUCAUAAAAUGCAGCUUUGAGGGGAAAACCUGGCUAUUCCUCUGUCACUGCUUUUCCCUGGCAUGUAAACACAAGUAUUAUCUUCUAUUAUCAUCCUCGCUGGAUUUCUCCUGCUCCCUCAUUCCCUACGUCAGUUUGUUUCCCUCUGUUCACAUUCAUGUCAUCUGUCCUCAUGCAUGCUGACCCAUUUUGAGCACACUCUUUAAUUCUCACCCAGCCUGUCCAAGAGGUAUUUUAAGUAGGCUCCCUCAACACCCAGCAACCUUGAGCCAAUGCAAUCUUUCAGCCUGCCCCUGUAUGAUACCAACUGCCAGUAUGAUGGCUCUGAUGAGUCUUUAUUUGAAUCAGGUCGACUCUUUCUUUGGCACUAAUGGACUGUACUGAUUUUCCAAAGGGGCACGGAAUCUAUUAAGCCCCAGAAUUUGGACACACCAUAGAAUUUAUUACGGCUGUAUUGGAUGACUCAACCUUUGUGUGCACAGCUCUGCUUACAACUGUUAGAUAGUAGAAGUGGUGGUCUUGUUUAUGCUGUGGUAUUGCCAUCUUUUUGAUACAAGAAUUUCUCAUAACUAUUCUUGCUUUCACUGAUAUACACAGUUUGGUGGCUGACUUGUCUUCUGAUACUGUGUAUGUCUUUCCAAGAUAUCCACAGAAAAGUCCUGAUCUUUAGCUGUGUCUGUGAUUGGAUUUAGCCUCAGCUGAAGGCAUUUGCAACGAGAAAACAGUGCUCCAUCUACUGCUGAUUGCAGCAUUUUGAAGCUGUUUACAAGAAUGUAGAGAAUUAAAAAAAGAGUUGCUUACUUGCUCUUUUCUAGUUCCUUUCUGUAUCUGUGGGUGACAGCUUUGAAAAACCAGGUCUUGGUUACUCUGCAGUUUUUGUUGGAUGUGAGUAGUGCAUACUUGAAAUGUGUCUUUUUUGUGAAUAGUGCUUCAAGCUUGUUUAUUUUUAAUUUUUUUUUUGUCAGAUUGUGCCUGAUUAAGUAAAAUUUAUUUGUCUGGUAUUUUCAUGUCACUUGUAUUUUAGUGAAGCUUUUCGGUGCCAAAAUAAAAGCGAAUGGGAAAGCAAACAUAUUGAAAAUUCUCAUUUGUUUAUUAUAGGCAUUUAUCGUGCCAUUACUAAUUCAGAAGGUUAAAUUAACUAAUCAAAAUGGCACAAAAAUCCCAUUUCCUCUAAGAAAAAAAGCAAUGUUGCCAGGAUUGUAUUUUAGUGUGUGGAAAACAAAGAAAAACAACAAAGGUUGCAUUUAUUUAGUUAUGCAUGUUAAAUGUGUAUUUCUGCAGUAUGAGAAAAGAAAUGGCAAACGUGCAUUGCUUUUCAACACGUUAUGUUUUCCCAUUUACUUUAAAUUUUUGCACUGAAAGUCUUCCAUGGCUCAGAACACUAUAUUUAAUACUGUGUAGUUCAGAAGCCGUCUCUUGUUUCUCUUUGUGUUAUAAUUGUGUCCGCUCUGCAUGGAAAUGCUUCUCAGUGUCAUUGUGCAUCUAGCUGGAAAAGCCAUUGUGUAUAGUCCCUUCAUGGAACCAUGACUAAAACAACCAGAACUGGUAGAGGAAAGAUAAGACUCUAUGACACCCUCUGGCACAUAGUUAUCCUUUUUCAAUGGAUUGAUCUCUCCAAGCUAUUUUGUUGUUUUUUUUCUGGCUUGAGGAUGUGACCUUGAAUGCACAGUUGAGCAUUUCCAUCUUGCUGGAACCAUGAACAUGGCAGUGGAUGGAUGGAAAGAAAGUUGGGUCGCCUAGUUUUCUAGUCGGCUUUCUCUGGUCUUUCAUUUUCCAUGACUCUCAAACAACCUCCCUAAGAGGUAGACUACUCAUUCAUCUCAAGGGUGUUAAAUAAAACCGUGUUCAUUUAGCCCUCUCUUUAACAAGCUAAGCCAAACCUGCCCCUUAUUACUACACUGUGGUGUAAACACCCAAAAUUUACAUUGUGUUGCAUCAUUUCCCUCAGAGGCACAUGCUCACUGAGUCAUGUCAUUGCAUUUUUACAUCUGUUCUUAUGACUAAUAGUCAAUCAGUCACUGGCUUGGAGUUAUAAUCAGUUGAAGGUUGUUAUUUCAUUGUCUCAAAAUGGGAUUGCUGCAAUUUCUUUAUUUAAGUGGUUUUGAAUUUCUAUGCUCUUGAAAUCCACUGACGGUAAUGUGGGCCGAUUUUAAGUGUGGCCUCUAAUGAUCACUGCAGUGUCAUUUGCAAGGGUGUUUAUGUCUAUUUUUCUGUCCUAGUUUUCACUGCAAUAUCCACUGCCUUGAGUUAUGCAAACCUAGAUGGAUUCUGCACCAUUUUGCUUCAGUCCACUAGGUUGUAUUUUAUCUCCCAUUAUAAUUUGCACAUGUUCAGUAAGAAACUAAUUCUUGGGUGUUCUCAGAAAAUAAGCAUUUUAUAGUUCAGUGGGAGAGCUUUCAGGUGCCAUCACAGCCAUUCAGGGACCGAGUUGGCUUCCUUUUUUCAUGAUUUUCUCCUUUCUCAUGUGAAGACACCGAAGUGCAAACCUGUAUAUUUGGAAUGUACUGUAUGUGCAUAGAUGACGUUUAUUGUGCAGAGACCAUACUUUUAAGUUCUUUCUCAGAAUAUAUUUAAGACAUGUAAAGACUAUAUACUGGAAUGCUACGACGGAUAAAUGAGAGUAUUUUUCUGCAGUAGGCCUAUGUAUUUUCCCAGUGUUGAUUUAGAUUUUAAUAAAUAUUUUCUGUCUA
This is a messenger RNA of Xyrauchen texanus (razorback sucker), 6332 nucleotides long. Its product is annotated as hormone-sensitive lipase-like. The record is from RefSeq and is a predicted model, not a curated record. Gene Ontology annotation, molecular function: sterol ester esterase activity; triacylglycerol lipase activity. Gene Ontology annotation, cellular component: cytosol. The transcript is spliced from 14 exons. The coding region runs from base 310 to 2865 and encodes 851 amino acids. Gene Ontology annotation, biological process: cholesterol metabolic process; triglyceride catabolic process. NCBI's taxonomy places the organism in Eukaryota, Metazoa, Chordata, Actinopteri, Cypriniformes, Catostomidae.